AUGUUAGAUAAUUUAGAAGAUGAUAAAAUAUCUGCAAAAAAAAAACGAAAAAAGAAAAAGAAAAAAGAAAAAAAAAAUGAUGAAAAGGUUGAACCUAUAGAUUAUGAUAAAAAACAUAUUUCUUCUUCUAGUUCUAUAAUAAUAAAAACAUCAAAAACAAAAAAAGAUGUAAAUAAAAAAACAGAACAAUUUGUAGAUAAUAAUAUAAAAGAACUCGAUGAAGACAAAUCAAUUAAAGAAAAUAUAAACUUGAAAAAUGAGCAAACAGAUACAUCAUAUGAUGGUAAACAGUUGGGAGAUAAAAUAAAGAAAGAGAAAAAAGAAAAAAAAAAAAAAAAAAAAAAAAAGAAACCCGAGCAAAUUAAUGAAUGUUGUGAAGUGCAGCAAAACGACGCUGAAAAAGAUGAAAAAAAAGAUGAAAAAAAAAAUGAAAAGAGAAAUGAGCUAUUGGAAGAUUCAGUACAGGACUACAUAAGCGAAUGCAAUAAAAUAGAAAAAAAUAUAUAUGAAACAAUAAAUAAGGAGACUGAAAAUGUGGUUGAAUAUGUUGAAGAGGAAAAUUCAAAAAAAAAACUAUCUAAGAAAUUUUCCUUAAUUAAGGAAGAAAAAAAAGAAGAAAUAAUUCCUUCCAAUAUUAAAUAUUUAGGGACUCUCGAAAGUAAUAUAUGUAUAAUAAAUUCGUUCCAGGAUAUAUCGAGUAUUUCUUGUGAAGAAAAAACUCAUGGAAGUUGCUCUGACUGUUCAUUUGUUUAUCAAAACUCGAAUGAAAAUUUUAAUCUAUAUACAUACAUAAAAGAGAAUGUCAAUAAUUAUAAAAAAAUAUUAAAAAAUAAUUUAGAUAUAUAUGAAAAGAAAUAUGUUGAAGAAAUUAUAUCAUUUUUAGAAAAUAUAUUAAAAUUAUUAAUGAAAAAAAAGGAAAAAGAAUCCAUAUUGGCUUUUCAAAAAAGUGACCAAAUUCAAGACAGUCAAAAUGAAAUAUGCUUGAGUAAUAGUUCGGAAGAAGAUAAUGAAGACAUUAUAAAAAAUUAUGAAAAAUAUAAUGACAAUUCAGCAAAUGAAUCUGAUGAACAAAAAGACAUAAUUUUUUCAAACAACAAUAUUGGAAAAAAAGAUGGCGCACUGUCCAAAAAAGGCAUAGACAAUGUAAUUCGAAAAAAAGACAAAAAUAAAGAAGAAGAAAAUUAUUGUGAUUAUAUAAAAAAGGAUAUAAGCAUACAAGAGGAUGAUCAAACAAUAAAAUUAUUUAAAAGUGAACAUAAGUCUCAAAUAAAAGAUAACAAUAUAAAUAGUGAAAUAGAAGAUGUUGAAGAAAGAUUGACAAAAAUUCUUUCAGAAAAUCAGCAAAUAGAUAAAGAACCAAAUGAAAAUAGUGAUGAUAUUUUUGAAACCAUCUUUAAAUUUUAUAUUACAGAUAAUCAAAUAAAACCAAAAGGAAAAAAAAAAGAAAAUAUUAUUAAUGAAAAUGAUAAUAAUUUAAAAAAAACAAAUACUGAAAUAAAUGGAGGUAAAUCAAAAGGAAUGAUGAAUUUAGAAUUAUUUUUAACUUUUUCCAAAAAUUAUAAAAUUAUAAAAAAUCUACUUACAAAAAAUGAGUUGGAAAAAAUAUUUAUAAAUGAAUGUAAAGGAAAUAUAUAUAUAACAUCAAAACAAUUUAAAAAAAUUUUAAUAAUAUGUGGACAAAUAGCUUUUACAAAACCACCACAUAAAAAUAAUUAUACCGAUACUAAAAAAAUAUAUUCUUUGUUAAUUUCCUGGCUUACUAAUAAUUCACCUGACCAUCAAAAACCCCAACUACUAAAAUAUUCUACAUUAAAAUCAUACACAUUUUCAAAUGAUAACAAUAAAAAUAAUACUCCAAAAUCGAGAGAUACAAAAUAUAAUAUUUUAAAAAAUAGUAAAUCAUCUCUACUACCCCUUAAAGACAAAUAUAAAAAAAAAUAA
Plasmodium vinckei vinckei is the source of this 1941-nucleotide messenger RNA. Its product is annotated as conserved Plasmodium protein, unknown function. Bases 1 to 1941 code for a protein of 646 amino acids. NCBI's taxonomy places the organism in Eukaryota, Apicomplexa, Aconoidasida, Haemosporida, Plasmodiidae. The transcript has 3 exons. The record is from RefSeq and is a predicted model, not a curated record.